AUGGAAGUUAACGCCGCCGCCGCCUCUCCAGCAGAUGGUCGAAGCACCAGGAAAACAUCCAACGGAUGGUCAAAGGGUAGUCACGGUUCAAGAGCUUUAGCCGCAACAGCAGCAACAACAAAUACUACAACUACAACUACUAAUAAUACUACUUCUACAGAAACAGAAACAGUUGGUGGUGUUAGUGGUGCGGAAUAUGUAAUGAACACUCACACUCACUCCCAUGAUGCCAUUACACCAUUGCCAUUAAAACGAGGAGGAAGUCGUACAAGUAGUAAACGUACACCGCGAGGAGGUGUAAUGGGUCUUAUUGGAUCUUCUGUACGUGCAAGUCAAGGGGCAAGUGUAUCCUCACGAUCUCUUCAACAUGAUUCCUUUGAAUCUAGACAUUUGGAAACUCCCGCAUUAUUAAUCCAACAUGUGGGAAGUAUGUCCACUACUCUACGCAGAGAACAGGAAGUAAUGGAUCGGGAAACAUAUUUAAUGCUUUGUAUGGAACGGCAAUUUCGCCGACAUGAUCCCAUGCGUGGGUUUGAUCGUACAAAACAAGACUAUGUUUACUACAAUCAUCGCAGUAAAGGUUGUUAUAUUCCAGUGGAAAAACCAAAAGAUACGGCUAUUUUGACUUACAAUCACAUGUUUGAUUUUGGUGAUGGAUCUCGUUUUCAACGGAAUGAUGGGGGAAAGGCAUCUGCAAAUCCAGCUGUAAUAGAUUCAUUAAAAGGGACAUUUAAAUCUCUUACCAAAGGAAGUCAGAAAACUCUUCUAUCCAGUAAAUGGAGUGGUGGUAAGGCUUCUACAGAUCGUAAUGUUAUUCCUCGCAGUUCACCACAACGUCCAAAAUCACCAAGGACAGUUUCUGUGGAUUUGGCAAGAAGUUUACAAGUCGCUGAUAUUCGUAUUAAACCAUUUCGAAAACGCAUUAUUGUUGAAGAUGUCAUUGCUGCAGAUGCUCGUUCUAUAGCGAAAUCACUUGAUAGCAUUGGUAGUGUUGUUGCUCAAGGAAAAGUUAUGUGGGAAGAUGUACCGGAGAGUCUUCGCCGUUCAUUUGUGGAUGAACAAUCCCGUCGUACUGUAACCCGUGAGAGUAUGUAUGCAUCUAAUCAGAUAACGAGAAAUAUAAUGAAUGAAACACAAGAUAGUCGAUAUGGGGCUCCCAAAUCUCACGCUUUCAUAGACCCAAUGAAGACUUACGAUGAAGAAGGACAACAACAACAACUACAACAGUUACAACUACAAGAAGGAAGAAUUGAACAGAAACAACAGGUUGGUACAGAGCAAGAAACCACAAAACGAGAGCAAGUGGUAUUUACAGAUCACGCUGAUCAAGUACUAUUGGGAUUUAUGGAACAUGUUCGUCAACCUGUUAUUAGCGCAGAUGGGAUACCAUCCUAUUCUCGAGCCCAAACUCAGUCGGAAGAUGAAAAGGUGAUGACUGGAGAAACUGGAAAAAAAGUAUCUUCUGCAUAUAAGCAGAAUAAAGAAGGAGAGGAAAAAGAAAGAAAACAAAGGGAGCCGCAACCAAAACGAGGCGAUGAUGGUUAUUAUGAUGAUGAUCAUGAUCAUGAUGAUAAGCGUGAAGAUCGACCAGAUUCUCAAAUAGGAAAAGAACGUGUUGUAUUGCUCCCUCCUGUUGCCAUUGCGCAGAUGCGGGAGGCGGAAUGGUUUUCUCCAGUGACUUCACGCAAGCCGCAAACUGGCACAACAACGCCCAUGUUAACCACUAUUUCUUUGCCUGAACAUCCACUUCCAUAUGAAACCUCACGACUUCACUUUCGUCGGAAUUAUGAUGUGAAAGAUGCCAAGCCACUGCAGGGAACCAUACGAUGGUCCGCUGCAAAGGGAUUGAAAUGA
Trypanosoma theileri is the source of this 1854-nucleotide messenger RNA. RefSeq lists its product as uncharacterized. Lineage: Eukaryota; Euglenozoa; Kinetoplastea; Trypanosomatida; Trypanosomatidae. The record is from RefSeq and is a predicted model, not a curated record. The transcript has a single exon. Bases 1 to 1854 code for a protein of 617 amino acids.